Molecule: messenger RNA, 984 nt
Organism: Python bivittatus (Burmese python)
Lineage: Eukaryota; Metazoa; Chordata; Lepidosauria; Squamata; Pythonidae
Product: forkhead box protein G1-like
Biological process (GO): regulation of transcription by RNA polymerase II
Cellular component (GO): nucleus
Molecular function (GO): DNA-binding transcription factor activity; sequence-specific double-stranded DNA binding
Source: RefSeq, a predicted model, not a curated record
AUGGAACAAUUCACUCCCAAUAGCUGGGUCCUGAAAUCUCCCUUUAGCAUCACCAACCUCCUCCAAGAUGUAGCCGCAAGCAAAGAUCUCGAGGGAUCUCUGUCAUCGCUGCUGGGGGAAGAGGAGGUAGUGGCAGUUCCUAGCAAAGGAUGCCAAACGUUGAGAAGAGAUAUUUCUGCUGAGAGGAGAGGGAAACCUGAGAAGCCACCUUUCAGCUAUAAUGCUCUGAUCGUGAUGGCUAUCCGUCAGAGCCCAGAGAAGCGCCUCACACUCAGUGGCAUCUACGAAUUCAUCAUGGGGAACUUCCCGUACUACCAGGAGAACAAGCAAGGUUGGCAGAACUCCGUCCGCCACAAUCUCAGCCUGAAUAAAUGUUUUGUCAAGGUACCCCGGCACUACGAUGACCCAGGUAAAGGAAACUACUGGAUACUGGACUCUUCCAGUGAAGACAUCUCCAUUGGAGGGACCGCAGGCAAGUUGAAGAGGAAGACCGUUGCUUCCCGGACCAAGAUGGCAAUCUGGAAGGGUGCUAGGCUACCUUCAACUGGGAUGACCCUUGAUGGAUCAUUCCAUUUGCCUCUGCCUCCUCUCUAUGGUGUUACUUCAGCUUAUCUGGGCCAUCCUUCCAGCUCUUUCUCCCAGCAGGCUCUUACUCCUCCAAGGAGGCACAGGCAGAUUGAAAGAGGCAGUCAUCAACACCUUGUAGCAACGAUGUUGGCUUCAACCUUACCCUACAGUCUCAUCAGAUCUGAUCAUUUGGAUUCCUGUUCAGUCAAUUUUCUGGAAGGCCAGGCAAGUUCCACCUUCUCUUGGAGACACCAUCAUACCUUACCAAUGAACUCUCAAUUUGGCCUCCCAUCGAAAUCCAUCGGCAACCUCCUUGGCGGAGUUCUUCCAACUUUCCCUGGACAGCUUUCUCCAGAAUUCCCAACCUUCUUUGCUUUUCAAAAUCACCAAGCUUCAUUUAAACCAAGUCUACUUUGA